This is a messenger RNA of Penicillium subrubescens, 3369 nucleotides long. RefSeq names its product DUF3591 domain-containing protein. Gene Ontology annotation, molecular function: RNA polymerase II general transcription initiation factor activity; histone acetyltransferase activity; TBP-class protein binding. Gene Ontology annotation, cellular component: transcription factor TFIID complex. NCBI's taxonomy places the organism in Eukaryota, Fungi, Ascomycota, Eurotiomycetes, Eurotiales, Aspergillaceae. Gene Ontology annotation, biological process: transcription by RNA polymerase II; RNA polymerase II preinitiation complex assembly. The transcript has a single exon. The record is from RefSeq and is a predicted model, not a curated record. Bases 1 to 3369 code for a protein of 1122 amino acids.
AUGCCUCACGCUACUCAGAACCAGGCCCAGGAGGCCCCGGAAGAUGCGGAGUUUGACAAUGUUAUGCGCCAACUCAACAAUUAUGAAGGCGGACCGCAGUUUGACUUCAUGAACCGAGAUUUGGAUGUUGGAGAGAAGGCGGAUGACGCGGUCGACUACGAAGACUUUGAAGAUGAUGAGCUUCCUGAGGAAGAAGAACCGGAGGCACUGCGGCGACCCGCUGAGAACGACGCGCAUGAUGAUCUUUUCGCGGACAUGGGAGGUGAUGAUGCUGGGCUUUUUGGACCAAGUGACGACAUCUUUGGAGGCACCGGCGAAGGCGAACAGACACAGGACGACAAUCUCGAUGAUUUGUUUGGUGAAGGGCCCUUUUCACCUCCUCUUGCUGGCCAGGUGGAUGAUACUCGGGACCUCUUUGAAGAUGAAGAGCCAGCGUUGUCAACACAGCCCGUCGAGCUACCACCGAUCCCGCCUGUGAAGGAGACUUCAGAUCAGCCUAUGGUCGAGGAUGUGGAUGAAGAUGAUAUUCUUGACGAUGCUAGUGUCCUCUCCGAGGAAAUGGAUGAGGCGACUCUGCGAGCGUGGAAGCUCCAACAACAGUUGUUCGCGAUGUCCGGGAGGACAGGGCCCGACCAUCUACCAGCGCCACCCGAGAAUCACGAGGAGCUCCUACACUCCCUGUUCCCCAGCUUCGACCGCAACACUCUCCCCCGUUGGCUAGAGAUUAUCCCACACAAGAAGGCGUACUACCUCGGAAAACAGCCCCUCAAAGUCCCCAAGCCCGUUCUCCCCACAAAAGUCAACAUCGAACUAGCCCCCGACCAGGAGCGCGUGUUCAGAACCGGCCAGUCGAACAAACGUGGUCUGGACCAGGAAGCGCUGGGCAUUGUGGUUAUUACCGAAGCUGCCCAGGAAGAGGCGGAGGAGGAUGAGGACAACGAAGACUUUGACAUGGGUGAGGCCGAUGCGGAUGAGAUACUCCCUGGAGGAUUCACCAUGCAGGAUCUCCGGACCAUCUGCGUUGAUUGGGAGGUCAAAGAUGAGAUCUCCUCGACCACAGAGGAAACGCCUGCUAUUUUGAAUGCUACAGCCCCGCAUGACUCGACCGACCUAUUCGACGACGAGGUAGACUGGCUGAUGGAAGAAAAUCCGCCAGUUAAGAAGCGCAAAACCGGCCCAACACCCAUCGACGUUAUUGCCUUGUCCCACCUUGAUAUUCCGCUCCUAGAUGAGCCUGAACAGGCGGUUUCGCAGAUCGCCAAAAGGGUCACUAUCGACAUGAACGACCCGAACAUUCUUGUGGAAGAAUUGAGACCAGACGCGGUACUUCCCAAACCGAAACAAACUGGUCCCCGGAAUAGGGAGGAUGUGGACACAAAUCUUACCCGCAAACUUACUUCCCGAUACAACAUCUCGAAUGACCAAGCAUACGACAUGCUCAAGCAAAACCACCAGAACAAGAUUCGGAGUACUCUUGGAAACGUCACGCUGGAGCAUGCCAUGCCAGCCUUGCGCUUGCAGUGGCCCUACUACAAGACUGAGUUGCAAAAGGCGGAAGCCCGAUCCUUCCACAGGCCGGCUUUGAAUUUCCGUACCGGUCAGACAUCCUGGUUUAAGAACCCAGCGCAUGUCAAACGCAAGCACCUCAAGGGCAAGGACGCCAAAUCACUAUUUGAUUCAACCAAAUCACUUUCACUGGCAGACAAUUCCAGUGUGCUCCUAGUGGAAUAUUCAGAGGAGGUUCCCAUGGUGCUCUCCAACUUCGGCAUGUGCAACCGAUUCAUCAACUACUACCGAAGGAAGAACCCCGAAGAUCCUACUCGCCCGAAGGCAGAAAUUGGCGAAACGGCCGUCUUGCUGCCGCAGGAUAAAAGUCCUUUCUCUAUCUUCGGGCAUGUUGACCCGGGUGAGAUUGUCCCGGCAAUCUCCAACUCAAUGUACAGGGCGCCAUUGUUCCCGCACACAGCCAAGUCGACCGAUUUCCUGGUUAUUCGCAGUACGACUGGCUCGAUGGGGAUGAGCUAUUACAUCCGCAACAUUGAGAACUUUUACAUCGCGGGACAGCAGUUCCCAUCUGUUGAUAUUCCCGGCCCUCAUUCGCGCAAAGUCACCACCGUCGCUAAGAAUCGAAUGAAGAUGCUUGUCUACCGACUCCUUAAGAAGAGUUCUGACGAGCGACUCGCAAUCUCUGAUGUCACGGCCCAUAUUCCCGGCACCACCGAUAUGCAGAAUCGUCAGAAAGUCAAAGAUUUCUUGCAACAUGACAAGGAUACCAAAUAUUGGAAACCUUUGGAUCCAGUCCUCCCUGACCAAGACACCAUCCGGUCGUGGGUUCAGCCAGAGGAUGUUUGUCUGCUAGAAUCUAUGCAGGUUGGCCAGCAACAUCUUCACGACACCGGUUUUGGCAACGACGCCGAGAAUGGCAAUGAGAAUGAUGAAGACGAGGAAGGUGAGAGCUUCGAGCAGCUGAUGGCUCCUUGGAAGGCGUCUCGCAACUUCUUGCUGGCUUCGCAAGGCAAAGCCAUGUUGAAGCUUCAUGGCGAAGGUGAUCCCACUGGUCGUGGCGAAGGUUUCAGUUUCAUCAAAACCUCGAUGAAAGGUGGCUUCAAGGCCAUCGGCGAAAGUGUUGAAGACAAACUGGAUGCACAACGGCUUAAGGAGCUAGGUGGACACAGUUAUAAUGUCGCACGUCAACAAAAAUCAUACGAAACCUCAAUCCGCCGAAUCUGGGACGCCCAAAAGGCAAGUCUGUCGUCCACUAUCGAGCACUCAGACGACGAGAGCGAUGUCGAUCAAGGGGAGAUUGAAGAAUUCAACAAGCCUACCCCACGAUCAGAAGCUCCAACCCCUGCACCCACUCGUCGAUACGAUGAUGAAACAACCAGUCAGUUCAGUCGGAUGAGUUUCACAAGUCAAAAAGGCAAAGUCCUCCGCAUCACCCGCCAAUUCAAGGCCCCCAACGGAGAGAUCCUGGAAAAAGAACAACUUGUCUGGGACCCGCGUGUCAUCAGACAAUACAUCCAGCACCGCCACCGCUCCGAAGCUCUCACCACCAAGUUGGAAUCUCUGCAACCAACCGGUGAUCCCGAGGUGGAUGCUCGUAACCGCAAGCUGAUCGAGGCCGAGCUAAGCCGUCUCAACCGUAACAAGGAACGUCGCUUCGCUCGCGAGAAGCAAAAGGGCAUCUCUCGUGCCGGCGAAUCACCUGCGGAUGGCAAACCCGCCGGAACGCAACGCAAGUGCGCCAACUGUGGCCAGGUCGGACACAUCAAGACGAACAAGAAGCUUUGCCCCCUGCUGAACGGUACGAUGAAGCCGGAGGACCGGGUAACAGACUCAGCAUUCUCCAUGAGUGCGCCGAUCCUCUAA